Triticum aestivum (bread wheat) is the source of this 483-nucleotide messenger RNA. Its product is annotated as 40S ribosomal protein S15-like. Gene Ontology annotation, molecular function: structural constituent of ribosome; RNA binding. Gene Ontology annotation, cellular component: ribosome; cytosolic small ribosomal subunit. The transcript is spliced from 3 exons. Lineage: Eukaryota; Viridiplantae; Streptophyta; Magnoliopsida; Poales; Poaceae. Gene Ontology annotation, biological process: translation; ribosomal small subunit assembly. Bases 1 to 483 code for a protein of 160 amino acids. The record is from RefSeq and is a predicted model, not a curated record.
AUGCUUUCACAGGCGAACGUCAGCAUGGAGGCCGAGGCGGCCGCCGCCGCGGCCGCGGGGCAGCCGACGAAGAGGACUUUCCGCAAGUUCAGCUACCGCGGCUUCGACCUCGACGCGGUCCUCGACAUGUCCGCCGACAACCUCAUCCAGGUCCUCCCCGCCCGCGCCCACAGAAGGUUCUACAGGGGGUUCAAGAGGAAUUCAUUGAUGCUCAACAGGAGGCUGCGCAAGGCGAGAAUGGGGGCACCGGCUGGUGAGAAGCCCGGUGCCGUGAAGACUCAUCUGCGCAACAUGAUCAUCAUGCCAGAGAUGGUAGGCAGCCAGAUCGCAGUGUACAAUGGGAAAACCUUCAACCAGAUUGAGAUCAAGCCCGAGAUGAUUGGGCACCACCUCGCCGAGUUCUCCAUCAGCUACAAGCCCGUCAAGCACGGGAGGCCCGGCAUCGGCGCCACCCACUCCUCGAGGUUCAUUCCCCUCAAGUGA